GGCUGCACAUUAGGACCCCAUCUCAGAAAACUAGACUAAUACAUAUAUAGUAAAUAUUACUACAAGUGAAUUAUUGAACAUUUUCUGAUGACAAUCAAAAAUGAGAUGAGGAUGCCCACUCUGGCUAUUACCAAGAUUCUAUGACCAGUCUCAACCAGAGGAAUAAGGUAAAAAAGAAGUAAAAGCCACAACAGAAGGAAUAAAUUUAUAUUUUUAAAUUAUACAAUUAUAUGCAUAAAACCCAUGAAGAUGCUGCAAUCAGAAGUGAUAAGUGAAGUCAGGAAUGUUGGUAGAUGCAAAGUCAACAUGUAAGAAAAAUGAAGAAAAAGUGAAAAAAUUAAAGCAUUUAAGGCUUACAAAUAUAGAAAUGCUUAGAAACAAAUCUAGUGAGAGAGUUGUAAAGCAGGAAUAUAUAACAUUAUUGAGAAAAAUAAAAAGAUUUUAGUAAAUUGAGGAAUACACAGCCUAUUGGAAAGACUCUGUGAUUGGAAUGAUGUUUAUCUUUCAAACAAUAGAAAAUUUAAAAUAUCAAGCAAAAACUUCAACAUUCUUUGUGAAUUUGAUGAGCUGAACAUAUGCUUUGUAUUUAUAUGCAAAGAGAAAAUAAUAAAGCAAUCUUAAUCCAAAAUAAACCUGUAUAUACUGUAACAGUAGUGUAAUACCUGGAAGAAAGAAUUGAUAGUGUAGAUUUCAUUCAAAUUAAAAUUUCUGCUCUGCUGAGUUCCAGGAUAGGCUCCAAAGCUACACAGAGAAACCCUGUCUCGAAAACAACAACAACAAAAUUCUGCUCUGCAAAAGAUUCUACAAUGAAAAAUUAAAAAAUGAAACAAAAACAGCUCAUAGACCAGCAGAAAAUGCUGCCAGCAGAUGUGUUUGGUAAAAGGCAGCUGUUCAAAAUAUGUAAAGACUUUCAAGACUCACCAUUGACAAAUCAUGUAAAAAAUAUACCGAAGAUCCUAACACUAAACAAGACUCGGAGAUGGCAAAUAAGCACAGGGGAAGAGACUCCAUAUGGAUGUCAUUAGGCAAAUGCAAGUUCAAAUAACAAUGAGACAUCACUACACAGCCAUAAGACAGAAUAGCCAUACUCCAGGACACUGAUGCUACCAACACCCGAGGAGGACAUGAAGCACCAAGGAUCCUUAUUCAUGGAUCCUGGGAAUGAAAAUGGUAUCGCCAUUUUAGAAGAUAGUUUGGCAGCUUCCUGCAAAACCAAGAACAUUCUUAUUAUGUCAUCCAGGAAUCAUUUUUUUGUAUUUGUCAAAUUAACCUAAAGCAUAAGUCCACAAAAAAAAUAACUGGGAUAGGGUGUUUGUUUCAACCUUUUACAUCACUUGUCAAAACCUGGCAGUGACCAAGAUCCUCAGUAAGUGAAAGUGACAAAGUCUGAUGCAAUUACAGAAUGGAACAUUAUUCCAUACCGAGCAAAAUGAGCUAUCAAUCCAUGAAUAGGCAUUGAGGAAACUUAAACACAUGGUCAUCACAGAAGCAAAGCUGUAAAACUCUUAAUAAAGAACAUUUUGAAAAGGCCAAAGCAGGCAGACAGCAAGAAAGAUAAAUGAUGGUGGCACCCCCCUUUAACACUAGCACUCAGGAGGCAGAGGCAAGUGGAUCUCUGAGAUUGAGGCCAGCCUGGUCUGCAGAGUGAGUUCCGGGAUAGCCAGGGCUACAUGGAAAAACCCUGUCUCGACAAACAAACAAAUAAAAGAGACACAUGAUUUCCAGAGAUUCCAAAAAAGGGAAAGGAAGAUUAAAUAAAUAGCUUUCGAAGAUUUGAAGUCAGGGAAACUACUUUGUGGUACUCUAAAAUGGAUGCACACUAUGAAAAACUUAACCAAAUCUACAUAGUGUAGAGUACACAGAAUGAAUCCCAAUUAAAGUGAUGGACUCAGGGAAACAUGUGUCAAUACUGAAGCUCAAGUAGUUAUAAGAAGCAUACCACUCUGGAGGGGACAACAGGGAAGAACGUUGUGCUCAGCUGUGGAAAUUCUCUGUGUCUUUAGUCAUUUUUUCUGUGGAUUUAAAAUCCAUCUUUUCAGAGGAAAACUUACCCUGAAGACAAUAAGACCUGUUAUAGACUUUUGAUAAGUAAGAGAGCAUAUGAUUGUUUGAUAUUCAAAGACAAAUGGAACCUUGGAACUGAUUCAGGAUCACCUGACUUAUGACAAGUGUAACAGCUCAGAAUGGAUCAUCUUUUCAGUUCAGAAUGCAAAGGCAUUUGGGAACAUAUGCGCUUGAGAGAGUUUACAUUGAUUAUACCUUUAAAUGUGAGAAAUAAAACAAUCAUUCAAAAUACACAAGACUUCAUUGAGUAUGGAAAGAUUUAAAAUAGGAGAAAAGUGUUACACAGAAAUGGAAAAUAUUGAUAGAUCAUGUUAAGUUAAAAUUACUAACUUUGUUUCUCAAAGACACUGUAAGUAAGAAGGUUAAAAUAGAAGGCAUAGUGUAGGGAAAUUAUUUGCAAUAUACAUAUCCAAAACGGAAUUAUACUAAGAAUAAAGAUUCUUCUGUAGACUAACAAGCCAUUGGACAAAUGCCUCAGAUAAAAACAUGAAUAAAAGGCCUCAUGCUAAGAAAGCAUCUCAAUGGUCAAUAAACAUGUGAAAGUUUGCCUUAUUUCAUUAAUCACCCAGGAAAUGCUAAUAAAAUAUACACGAUGACAUCCAUUCUCACUAGAGUGGUUAAAACUGGAAAGACAGCAUCAAAUGUUGACAAGAUUAUGGAGCAACUGGAAUUCCUAUGCGUUGCUGGAAUUAUUUUUCCACAUUGCUGGGAAUGGAUCCCAAUCCACUGAGUGCACUAGGCAAGCAUUCUAUUAUUGAGCUGCAUCUCCAUCCACAGCUCUUAAAGAAAUCUCUUUGAGACUGUGACUCAUGAUAUACCCACUCUGGCCUUCAGUUUGUGAUACCCUUUUGUGUGUGUUCCCAGAGAUGGGACUACAGGGAUGAGCUACCAGCUGCAGCUCAGGACAACUACCUUUGAACACUACUUCACAGUGCUUGUCAAGGUUAAAUCUAUUUUCACACUUUGAUGCACAACAAAUAGCUUUGAUACAUAUAAUAUACACAUAUGUUAUACACAGGAUGUGUGAAAGAUUGUUCAUAGGAGUAACAUUCAAAAUUCAAAUGGUGGCACAGGCCUUCAAUCCCAGCACUUGGAAAGCAGAGGCAGGCAGUUCUGUGAGUUCAAGUUCGGCUUAGCCUGUAUAGUGAGCUCCAGGACAUCCAGGACUAUGUAGAGAGAUCCUGUCUCAAAAACAAAACAAACCCCCAACAAAACCCAAGCCAACCAAACAAACUGCACAUAAAACUCACACCUGGAAACCACAAUGUUGCUUUUCUGGAGUAGAUGCAAACAAAUAACUACAUGAGCAUAUGAAGGAAUGUACAAAACAAUGAAAAGACCAGGUCAAGAUCAGCUUACCAAAGAAAAUGACAGCGAAGAACAAUCGCACAACAGAUAGAGAUUCUACUGGAACCACUUUAUAAAACUGGUAAGAAAGGCAGAAUAUCCCAUGGCAAUACAAGUGAAGUGCUCAGGAGGAGAGGAGAGUAGCAACUAACGAAUGGCAGGGGAUCAUUAUUUGUUUACACACAAGCAAUUUAAUCGUCUAGAUUCUGUUUAUUACUUGGCGACUCUUUGUUGUUCUGUACACUUAAGAAUAAUGCUAAUUUUUAUAUGUAUGUAGCAUUUCGGUGAAAAGUAACUGAGAAUAUUCAAAUAUUUUGUGGAUAUCCAUUGCAUUUAAUUUAUGUAUUCAAAACCUCUUUUGAUCAAUAUGCCAUUUUGAUAAUUUAAAAAGUUAUGUUCAGUGAAAAUUAAAUCAGCAAAUGUGCUAGAACUUCUGGUUGCUGAGAUUGGAACAUUCAAUGGAGGAUGCUUCUUAUCGUUGUUUUUCUUUUUUAUUAUAAAUUUUUAUGAUCUUAUUUUAAAUAUCUAUCCCAGUUCCCUCUUCCUCCCAUCCUCCCAUAUCUCCCACCAACCACCCCAUAAUAUAUCUUAAAGAGUGUUUAAACACAGCAGUGCUGGAACUGAGAACAAAGUGGACUACACUGUGUGCAACACUAGAAAAGUACGCACGGUGGCGCUGCAGACUAACAAUUUGUGUAACAAGGGACUCAAAGGAUAAGCCGGAAGUUCUUCCCGGGAAUCAGAAUGCUGACUGUUCCUGAAAUAAGGGGGCAUUUGCAUGAGAUCCAGGACAAUGGACUCCUAUAAGCAAAUUAUUAAGAUGUAAUUCAAGGUUAUUUCACAAAACCUUAUCUGUGUGGAUUAAAACUGACUAGAAGCAGCACCAUCUGAACUGCAUCUGAACAAUGGAGACAGCUCUAGCAAAAACGCCAGGAAAAAGGCAAGUAGCUUUUCUCAUUAUAUUGUUGCUUUUGUGGGAGGCUGGCUCUGAGGCAAUUAGAUAUUCCAUGCCAGAAGAAACAGAGAGUGGCUACUUGGUGGCUAACCUGGAAAAAGAUCUGGGGCUCAGGGUGGGGGAGCUGGUCUCUAGAGAGGCACGAAUCCAUCACAGAGGAAACAAAGAGCUCUUGCAGCUGGAUGCAGAGAUUGGGAAUUUAUUUGUAAAGGAAAAACCAGAUCGCGAGGAGCUGUGUGGGGUGACAGAACCCUGUCUGCUGCACUUCCAGCUCAUACUGGAAAACCCUGUGCAGUUCUUCCAAACUGACCUGCAGCUCACAGACAUAAACGACCAUUCUCCAGAGUUCCCUCACAGAGAAAUGCUCCUGAAAAUUCAAGAAAGUGCCCAGCCAGGGACUGUGUUUCCUCUGAAGGCAGCUCAGGACUCUGACAUAGGGAGCAAUGCUGUUCAGAACUACACAGUCAGCUCCAACCUCCAUUUCCAUGUGGUCACUCUCAGUCGAGCUGAUGGCAGGAAAUACCCAGAGCUGGUGCUGGACAGAGCUCUGGACAGGGAGGAGCAGCCUGAGCUCACUUUAACCCUCACUGCUGUGGAUGGAGGGUCUCCGCCCAGGUCUGGGGCGACCACAGUUCGCAUUGAAGUCGUGGACAUCAAUGAUAACGCCCCCCAGUUUGUACAGUCGCUCUAUGAGGUUCAGGUCCCUGAGAACAGCCCUGUCGAUGCUUUAGUUCUGACAGUCUCUGCCAUGGAUUUAGAUGCUGGGAUACAUGGGAAUGUAGUCUACUCUCUGUUUCAAGGCGGUGGAGCUUCUCAACCAUUUGCAAUACACGGGGUCACAGGAGAAAUCCGUCUGAGCAAAGAGUUGGAUUUUGAGGUAACUAACCAUUAUAACAUAGAAAUUGCAGCCACAGAUGGAGGUGGCCUUUCGGGGAAAUGCACUGUGGCUGUACAGGUGUUGGAUGUGAAUGACAAUGCCCCAGAGCUGACUAUCAGAAAGCUCACAAGCCCUAUCCCAGAAAACUCCCUGGAGACUGUAGUUGCUGUUUUCAGUGUUUCUGACCCAGAUUCCGGGGACAAUGGAAGGGUGGUGUGUUCUAUUCAGAACGAUCUCCCAUUUCUCUUAAAACCCACUUUCAAGAACUAUUACACUUUAGUGACAGAGGGACCACUGGACAGAGAGAGCAGAGCUGAGUACAACAUCACCAUCACAGUCACCGACCUGGGCACACCCAGGCUCACAGCCCAGCACACCAUAACAGUGCAGGUCUCCGAUGUCAACGACAACGCCCCCGCCUUCACACAAACCUCCUACACCCUGUUUGUCCAGGAGAACAACAGCCCCGCCCUGCACAUAGGCACCAUCAGCGCCACAGACUCAGACUCAGGCUCCAAUGCCCACAUCACCUACUCGCUGCUGCCCACCCACGACCCGCAGCUGGCCCUCUCCUCGCUCAUCUCCAUCAAUGCAGACAACGGGCAGCUGUUCGCGCUCAGGGCGCUGGACUAUGAGGCCCUGCAGACCUUCGAGUUCCGCGUGGGCGCCACAGACCAAGGUUUGCCUGCGCUCAGCAGUCAGGCUCUGGUGCGCGUGCUCGUGCUGGACGCCAAUGACAAUGCGCCCUUUGUGCUCUACCCUCUGCAGAACGCGUCUGUGCCCUACACAGAGCUGCUGCCCAGGGCGGCAGAGCCAGGCUACCUGGUCACCAAGGUGGUGGCUGUGGACCGCGACUCAGGCCAGAAUGCCUGGCUGUCCUUCCAGCUGCUCAAGGCCACGGAGCCUGGGCUGUUCACCGUGUGGGCUCACAAUGGCGAGGUGCGCACCUCCAGGCUGCUGAGUGAGCGCGAUGCUCCCAAGCACAGGCUGCUGCUGCUGGUCAAGGACAAUGGAGAUCCUCCUAGGUCUGCCAGUGUCACUCUGCAUGUGCUGGUGGUGGAUGGCUUGUCUCAGCCCUACCUGCCUCUGCCUGAGGUGGUGCGCGAAUCUUCACAGGAGGAAGACGCGCUCACUCUGUACUUGGUCAUCGCCUUGGCAUCUGUGUCUUCGCUCUUCCUCUUGUCUGUGCUGAUGUUUGUGGGAGUGAGGCUGUGCAGGAGGGCCAGGGCGUCCUCUCUGAGUGGCUGCUCUGUGCCUGAGGGUCACUUUCCUGGUCACCUGUUGGAGGACAGGGGGGAGGGGACCCUGUCCCAGAACUACCAGUAUGAAGUGUGUCUGAGAGAAGGCUCUGGGACUGGUGAGUUCAACUUCCUCAAACCCAUGAUCCCUAACCUUUUGCUUCAGGAUGCUGGGAGAGAAAGUAAGGAAAGUCCCCACUACAGGGAUAGUUUUCUAUUCAGUUAAGCAUUCAAAGCAGUCCUAUGUAUCUUAAGAAAUAACAUUCUAGCUUUUAUGCAAGAAGUUUAAAGGCUACAACCUGUUUUCAAAAUACUGCAUGUGUACAUGUGUCCAACAGCUGUCACUUUUCCUACUGGCAUUAAGCACGGUCCGGUUGUCAUUAUCCCACAUGUUUAGUUUGUGCUUUCCUCAUAUUUCGGUGACGUUGGUGACAAUCUUCUCAUAUCUACAAAUAACUCAAAUAGCAUAAAAUUUGUUUUAAUUACUUUCUCCUUUAAGGCUAAUAAGAAAAUUUGAACUUUUGUAUUAUUGUGUCACCUGUUUUUUCCUUAUACCUUUUUCUUUUUAAGGCUAGGAUGCUUAGUUUUUUUAUUUGACAUUAGCCUACUUAUGUCUGCCAAAUUCUUAUCAUGAUGUCCUUCAUUGGAAUAAUUGCAUACUUGUUUUAUUUAUGUGCCUGCAAGUGUUCCAAAAAUAUCAAGGUUACAAUUUUCCAUUAAUUUGUUAUUUCUUUCAUGAAAUAAAAAUUUAAAAAGCAAUA
Cricetulus griseus (Chinese hamster) is the source of this 7242-nucleotide messenger RNA. NCBI's taxonomy places the organism in Eukaryota, Metazoa, Chordata, Mammalia, Rodentia, Cricetidae. The record is from RefSeq and is a predicted model, not a curated record.